UACACGCCCUAAUUCGAGGUUUCCGCCACAUACGAAAUCGACGCCAGAAAUCUUCUCCUAGAUGAGCGUGUUCGGCGGAGACAACUGGGCUCGUGAGGCUCAAUACCGGAAGAGAAGAGUCGACGAUUUACUUUUCGAAGGCCUCGACGCUUCUGCUUACAAGAAACUUUCCAAUGGAAAAUUCACUUGCCUUGUUUGCCCUCACAACCCUGUAUUCGACACCCCGCUUUUGCUCUCCAUGCAUGGAAGAGGUUCACGCCAUAAAGCUGCAGAAUCAAAGAAGAAGGAGAGAGAAUUAUGGAGACAAGAAGAGAUAAGUAAGAGAUUAGCAUUGUCAAAGUGUGAUACGUCCACCUCGGGCAGUAAUGUAUCUCAUGAACAAUGUAGAAACGGGAAGAAACCGUUGAUUGAGCGCACACGGAAGGCAGCUUCUGAGAUAUUUUCUAAUGAUAUCAUUGAACAGAGGAAUAAAUGUAGGAAACCGGAUGGUGAAUCUGUGAUUAGUAGUUUUGUAUAUGGUCAAUCUACUGAAAUGGAGGUGCCUCGAAAGGAAGUAGUUGUUGAUCAGGUGCAACAAUUGGAUUAUAGAGAGCGUCAAGAGAGGGAACUGAAGUUCAGGCUGCUGGCUGGAAGCGUGACUGCCAUGGCAGGUGGUUUAAGGAUGAAAAUGUUGAGUUUGAGUCUGAUGAAGAAGAUCCGAAUGUCGUCUUAAAGGGUAACUGAGGAGUAUCAUUAAUAGAUAUCUGCAAAUUAUUUUUUGUAUAUGACUGACGACAUUGUAACUGGUUGUGUGCAUUUUUCGUCCGUUAAGAUGCAAACAUAUUGGCAUCAUAUGCAUCUAGGAAAUGACCAGCAAUUACAUUCCUUGCUGAUGUGUCCCAUCACAAUUUGUAUAUUACGUGGAAACUAUUCUCAGCCUUGCUAACUGAAUAUUGACAUGUGACAAUUAGAUGAGUUUGGUCUUGUUGUAUUCUUUCUCUCAAUGUCAUUUUGAGCUUCUUUUGGGCAUAUAUGCUUUGAGGUUGGUUGACUAAGCUCGAAGUGUUUUGGUACUAGUCGAACAAGUUUGAAAACUUUUUGAUGAGAAUGGAUUUCAACUAUUUCUGUU
Molecule: messenger RNA, 1108 nt
Organism: Olea europaea var. sylvestris
Lineage: Eukaryota; Viridiplantae; Streptophyta; Magnoliopsida; Lamiales; Oleaceae
Product: sodium channel modifier 1-like
Exons: 3
Coding region: 62-712 (216 amino acids)
Biological process (GO): RNA splicing
Cellular component (GO): nucleus
Source: RefSeq, a predicted model, not a curated record